GGUCGGUGACACUCGGAGAGGAGCUAGACAGAGAGAAAGGAGGAGACGCGAGAGAAGGAGCCAGUGGCAGGAAAAGGGAGCGAUCAGGGUUUGUGACAUAAAAGGGAGGCGCUGCAUACUCCCGAAGGCACUACAUUAGUUAGUGACGAUCCACCAGAACAGGAGGACUCGUGCAUUGUGUCCGAGGAGCUGUGGUUGCGACAUGAGGGGAGAGUGAAGCUUUCAUAGCUGCAUUGCAGUCCCCUCCAGCAAAAGGACAAACGAACCGGCUGGCUCUUGCGCUGGAUUGAACACAGUCUUUGUAGCUGCUGUGCCGGUUGUACAAGCCUGCACAUUAAUUUUGAAGUGACAUUAUCUCAUCAAAAGCUUUUGGUAAUCGGUGUUCCGGUGCUGCAUCCUAUGAAACAGAGGACCAUCUGAUUGGUAAGAGGAUCCGAGCAUUGAGCAUACAUGGCGGCGUCCUCCCUGUGCAGAAAUGCGGCCUUUGAUCUUUGCGCCCCAACGCAGACCCGGCAGAUCGAAAGCGGAAGCAGAAUUGCCGGUUGCUUUGCUUCCUGCACAAGUAACAUCGUUCCACAGACUCAACGAUCAAAGAAGGAUGUACGUUUGAAUGCGAGGAAAGUAGCAGCAAAUGCAGAGGUUUUGGGUGCUUCUGCUACUUAUGGUGGAGCCGCGAGGAGAUGGAGAGCUGCCGAUUUUGUGCCAAGGCGCACAAUGCAAGAAUCCGCAAGAGGGACGUGUGUAGCUGCAUCGAAGGAUGGUUCAGAGGUUGUGCUUGAGUGGAGAGGAAAUGCUGACAAAGUCCUGCUUACGGGAUCGUUCCUGGAGUGGGACAAGAAGGUGCCCCUUGAAAAGGCGGGCGAAGGGGUGUUCAAGGUUAAAUAUACGCUGCCACCUGGCGCUCACCAGUACAAAUUUCUGGUGGACGGAGAGUGGCAGCAUCGGAAAGAUGUUGACACCGUCCCGGACGGCAUUGGAGGGGUGAACAACCAGGUGGUUGUGGAGGGUGAGCAAAGCGGCGAGAAUGGAGACCAACCCUCCACCCCCACCCCCGACGAACUCCAGGCAAUCGCAGUGAAGGCGCCACCCCCGGGAGAGAAGCCAGAGCCCAUCGAGAAGACGGUCGCGAAGGUUAUGGGAAACGAUGACAAGAAGAAAGCAUCAGAGGAGAAGGACGAGACUGCCCCCGCACCCAAGCCCGCUGCGAAACCCGCUGCAAAGCCAGCUGCUAAGGCGGCUGCCCCGGCCGCAAAGGAGGCUGACAACGGGGCGCCGACCGCAGGUGCCGCUCCGACGCCAAAGGCCAAGCCCGCCGCAAAGGGCAAGGUGGCCGGGAAGAAGGCGGGCAAGGCACCCGCCAAGGCGCUCAACGAGUUGAUGAACGAGGACGUGGUCCCUAUGCUGUCGGCGGAACUAGAGAAGGAGAACGUGACGGACGUCGAGCUCGUGUGGGAGAACAACGAGCUCCGAGGCUGUUUCGUGAACGGAGGUGUGCCGUACUGCUUCUGGGCCUUCUUUCCGGAUGGCAAGAUAGAAGGCUCUCGAGGAUUUUCGUUAACCAGCCACGGUUAUCCGCCUAGCACUAUUGAACCGUUCUUCGAUGGCGAGAAGCCUCAGGCUAUGUCAGCAGACAUGAUGGUCUUCUGGAUCAAGAAGCGUCUCUUCGCACAAAAAAGCGCGCUCCCAAAGCUCAACUAGUCUGCGCAUAGCGGGUCCAUGUUUUUGUAGCUUUGAACAACGUCACCUGGCACCACUUAGCUGCUGGAAUGUCCCUCGUGUUGCCUGAGUUCCAAGCACAAACAGGUGAAUUGCAGAGGUAUCCUCAAUUCUGUUUUCGUGAGAGGUUGAAUGUAGGCCUGCCCUCAUUCAUCAAUUCGUAAAGGUCUGACAGAUCCAUCCAGUCUUCACAUGCAAGACAUGAGUCUGUUUCUACAGAAAACAAGUUUUUCCAAGCGCAGCAUUUGCUGCUUCGAGCUCGACAUAUGGUUGGUCGAUCAAGAUAACGUGUUUGAUCUCUG
Molecule: messenger RNA, 2018 nt
Organism: Klebsormidium nitens
Lineage: Eukaryota; Viridiplantae; Streptophyta; Klebsormidiophyceae; Klebsormidiales; Klebsormidiaceae
Source: the annotation of a GenBank genome assembly